This is a messenger RNA of Lepisosteus oculatus (spotted gar), 480 nucleotides long. NCBI's taxonomy places the organism in Eukaryota, Metazoa, Chordata, Actinopteri, Semionotiformes, Lepisosteidae. The record is from RefSeq and is a predicted model, not a curated record.
CCCGCGCUGAGCCUGCUGCUGGGCCUCACCUGCUACCGCGACUUCCUGGGCACGAACUGGUCCGCGGAGGCGCAGGCCCUGCGGAGUCGGGGCGCGGCCGAGCUGGGGGACCCCCUGGCGUUCCUGGCGCAGCCGCUGGGCGUGGGCGGCGUGGUCGUCACGGCCGACGGCCUCGUGGUCUUCCUGCGGCGCAGCCUGAAGGUGGGGGAGGCGCCGGGGCUGAUCGACAUCCCGGGGGGCCACCCCGAGCCCAAGACAGUGGCCCCGGAGGUGUCGGAGGACAGUAUCACGGUGGAACAGCUGUGUGGGCGCAGGGUGGUGAGAGAGCUCUUCUCCUCCGUUCUCACGGAGAUCCGGGACGAGGUGAAUGUCCCGCUGGCCUGUCUGAGUGAACCGGUUCUGCUGGGAAUCGCACUGAACCACACCAGUGCCGGCCGGCCCAGCGCAGAGUUCUAUAUCAGGUACUGCUGGACUCGCUGA